UCCGGCGCAUGCGCAUAUGCCCGUGUAGCGCAUUCGUAAGGCAGCCAUUUGCGGAAUGUGGACGAGAAACGUUGUUCUCUCGAAAUACUGUUAAAAUCUCCCAGAAACUGAAAUAAUAUACAUUUUGGAUACCAUAAUCACGAAUUUCUACUCCUAAAGUUUUGAAAUUUCAUAAUAGACAGUUCCGAGGGACAGAUGGAAUGUAUAGCAUCUCAGAAAAAGUGAUUGAAAUAGGUUUUUUGACUCCCAAGGGUCAUGAUCCAGGCUCGAAAAGAUGUUAAUGCACCAUCUAAAGAGCAAAAGGCAGAAGAACAAGUUGUUUCAACCACUUCACAGCGUAUCACUCCAAGUUCCCGAACAAUACAUGCUGUUGAACAGAGAAGAGCAACAUAUGUUACGAAUACUUUAGGUACUCCUACAACUGUUAUACUUCCUGAAGGUAGCAGCAUUCCAGAGAGUGGAGCUCUUCAGUUUCGGCGGAUAUCUCUUGGACAACAACUACAACACGUGGUUACCCCAGUGCAAGUUCAAGGUACUAGUUCAACCUCUGAAUCUCUUCCUAUCAGUUCAAGAUGUACAGUGACAUCUACACAAGAUUUGCCCCACAUUUUGGUGGCGACGACAUCAAAUGCUCCCCUUCACACUGUAGAACUUCAAAAUUCAAUUGUGAAUGUCAGUGCUUCCAUGCCACAAUAUCAAACUCUAGGAAACAUAACAAAUGUUGCCACAGGUGGUCAGCGGACUGCAGGCAAUGCUGUCAUAGCGCAGCCAGUUACACAGACUACUAUAGCUCCACGAAUUGUGCUAAACAGUGGCACUGGCAUGUCGGAUGUUUAUGCGUUGCGCAUAACUCCAACAACUAUUGGUGGAGGGAGUGCUACACCGCAGAUAAUGCUACUGGAUUCUUCUGCAAGCCUGAAUCCAUCUAGUGAUGUAACUAAAGUUCAUUCAUAUAGUCUUGCGAGCGCUGCUGUCUCAUCCUUAGGGUCCACGAAUACAAUGCAAAAAAUUGUUAUAAGUACUGGACAGACUUUGCAGGUAACAGGACUAGCACAAAAGCCUCUUGCAAAUCCAUCAAGAGCUAGUGUCAAACGUCAGUUGAUUGCUACAACUCCUACUCGGACUGAGUUAUCCUUUGUAAAUAAUAAUGAUGUCUUGUCUCAUAUAUCUGUUGUAAAUAAGUUAUUAUACGGCUUGAUGCCUUUUGAAGGAAAAAUUUCUAGCAUUCCAAGUAGUCCUAAGUCCAAAAGAAUUAAACUGGAUAAGCAGCCUGUAACUAACAAAGAUGUAAUAAAGCGCAGAAAAGUUAUUGAGCAUUUAACAAGAAAAAUACAACUAUUAAAAAAUAAGUAUUACCAAACUCAAACGGAGUUUUAUUUUUUGAAGACUGGUAGUAAUAUGGCGGAUUAUGUAAUGUGGAGGAAGAAAAUUCCUUCUACGUUGCUGGAUUAUUUAAAAGCACAUAGGUUUGACCCUCAUGAUGAUGUAAAGAUAAUUUUAGAAGUUUUAUCUCAGUCAGUUUCCCAGUCUACUGGAAAUCCAGUGGUGCAUUCACAAGGUCCACAUGCAGAUCAUCCGCUGCUGUCAAAAACAGUUUCACAUGCCACCUCUAGUCACUCUCAGUCAUUGCCGCAUCGAACUUCAUUGUCUCCAUCUUCACAACGUUCAGCCCCUGUUUCAUCAACACCUUCAACACCCACGAAGAGUGUCCGACAACCAACACUUUCUCAUAAGCUUGCUCAUAAGCAUAAUUCAAUAUCAUCUGUCUACGACUCCCAGAUAGGAUCACAAGAAGAAAUCGUGGAAAGAGCCAAACAAGAAGCUUAUGUUAUGCAAAGAGUGGGAGAACUCAGAAAAGAUGGUCUUUGGUCUCUGAAAAGAUUACCAAAAGUUGCAGAAGCUCCUAGAAAUAAAGCUCAUUAUGACUAUCUUCUGGAAGAGAUGGUGUGGCUGGCCACUGAUUUUGCGCAAGAAAGGAAAUGGAAGAAGGCUAAUGCUAAGAAGUGUGCUCGAAUGAUUACUAAAUAUUUUCAAGAAAAGGAAAUCAAAGCAGAGCGAGCCGAAAGAGAAGAGCAAAUAAAACUUAGAAAGAUUGCUUCCACUAUCGCCAGAGAAGUGAAACAGUUUUGGAACAACAUUGAAAAACUUGUGGAAUAUAAGCACCAAACAUGGCUAGAAGAAAAAAGAAAAAAAGUCUUAGAUGUCCAUUUAAAUUUUAUUGUCGACCAAACAGAGAAAUAUUCCUCUUGGCUUACACAAGGGAUGAAUCAGAGCAAUAAGGGUAGUCCAGAGUCAAGUAGGGGGUCGUCUCCCCUCCCUGGUUCUGCAUCAUCCACCCCUCUAAGAAGGAAUAAGCGAAGAUCAUUUGAUUUUGAACCAUCUGAUAGUGAAGAGGAUGAUGAGGAAACAAUAAAAAUGGAGGAAGAAAAUAUUGAUAAAGGGGAGCAAGACGAAGAAAUUAAAUUAUUGCAACAAGAGAGUGAAAUGCCUUUUGAAGAUUUUCUCGAUUCUCUUCCACCAGAAAUUUUGAAUACUCAUGUUUCCUUAGAUGAUUCUAAAGACAAAAGUGAUUUAAGUUUACUGUCUAUACAAUCUGAUGUAAAACCUGAAAAGGGAAGUGAUGAUGAUGACUUUGAGGUAUCCGAAGAGGAAGAAGACGAUGAGCAGACAAUAUUAGAGCAGGAAGAAAAUGAAGAUAAUGUUAAUCAUGAAGAAGAAAUUAAAGAUUUAGAAGCAGAAAAUGAAAUGUCAAUUGAACAGCUACGAGAGAAAUAUGCAGCUGCUUAUGCUAGUGAUUUUGAAGUAGAAACAUCAGAACAACAGAGUGAAGAUGAAAGAGAAAUUGAUGACAGUGAAGAUGAACAAUCUGAUGAAGACAUGUCUGUUGAUGGGGAAGACAAAAAAGAGCAUGCACUUUUAAAAUCUCUCACAGAUGAAACUGAUAAGGACGAUUCUAAUGCUAAUCCUACCAAAGAAAUAACUGACAUUGCUGCUACAGCAGAAAGUUUUCAACCCAAAGGCAACACACUAUCUACAACUCAGGUCUGUACUAAAGUUCCUUUUCUUUUAAAACACCAACUGAGAGAAUACCAACAUAUUGGGUUAGAUUGGUUAAAUGCUAUGUAUGACAAAAAAUUGAAUGGGAUUCUUGCUGAUGAAAUGGGUCUUGGAAAAACAAUACAAACAAUAUCUAUAUUGGCUCAUCUUGCUUGCGAAAAAGGUGUUUGGGGUCCUCAUUUAAUUGUUGUGCCCACCAGUGUAAUGCUUAAUUGGGAAAUGGAGUUCAAAAAGUGGUGUCCAGCAUUUAAAAUACUCACCUAUUAUGGCACACCUAAAGAAAGAAAGCAAAAACGUGUUGGUUGGACCAAGUUUAAUGCAUUUCAUGUGUGUAUUACUUCUUAUAAAUUAGUUGUUCAAGAUCAUCAGUCUUUUCGUAGAAAAAAGUGGAAAUAUCUAAUUCUAGAUGAAGCCCACCAUAUAAAGAACUUUAAGUCCCAAAGAUGGCAGCUCUUGUUAAACUUUCAAAGUUCUCAUCGGUUGCUUCUGACUGGCACUCCUCUACAAAACAACCUGAUGGAAUUAUGGUCUCUCAUGCAUUUUUUAAUGCCAAAUGUCUUCCAGUCUCACAAAGAAUUUCGAGAGUGGUUUGUAAAUCCAUUUACUGGGAUGAUUGAAGGUAGCCAUGAAUAUAAUGACAGUCUUAUCAAAAGAUUACAUAAGGUGUUAAGACCUUUUUUGUUACGAAGGUUGAAGUGUGAAGUAGAAAAACAACUGCCAAAAAAAUAUGAGCAUAUUAUAGUAUGUCGCUUGUCAAAUAGACAGAGAUACCUUUAUGAUGAUUUCAUGUCGCAGACAAAGACAAAAGAAACUUUAGCUACUGGAAAUUUCAUGAGUGUCAUAAAUAUAUUGAUGCAACUGAGAAAAGUUUGCAAUCAUCCUAAUAUGUUUGAAGAAAGACCAACUGUUUCCCCAUUUCUUAUGGAGGGAGUAACAUUUCAUACGUCUUCCUUAGCAUCUAAGGCAUUGGAAUAUGAUCCAUUUAAACAAGUUAAUUUACAGUCUCUUAAUCUGCUAUUAGCCGAUUUAGAAUUAUCUUUAACUGCUUUUGCUGCUCAUCGUGUUAGAAAGUUUCAAACACCUCCAAAACUAAUUGUUGAAAUUGAUAAUUUACCAGAGCCCCCUCCGCCCUGCCCUGCUGUCAAAAUGAAAGUCAACUUUUGCAACACCCAGGGGGCUUCUAAUUCUGCUCCACCUACUCCCCUACCAAGAAUUGCAUCUCCUGCUGUAGCACAUCCUAGUCGUUUGCCUUCAUCUAUUCCUAAUCGUGUGACCAUGCCUAUUGGUCCAGCUUUACCACAACCCCAAAGGCUAAUGGUUAUACCUGGCCAACAGGGCACUCCCUCACGAGCUGUCAGUCCUGUUGCUGCUAUUGGUUCACCGCCUGUUGCUAGUCAGCCUGAACAAUAUACGCUUCAGUUGGUCCAACCUAGUGGAGCUGUUGCUUCACUCGCACCUCUUGGUGGUCUUACUCUGCAAUUGCAACCAGGCCCUGCGAGUGGCAAUCGGGUUCAGUGCAUUCAAUCUCUAAUUGGUGGCAUUGGCCGUGUUGUCCAGACAGCCGCUGGUGCUCAUUUUGUGAUAACUUCAGUUGCUAACUCUGUAGCAGAGCACUCUCAAGUACAGCCAGCAGCGACGACUGCCAUUGCUCAACCUCAUGUAGCAGCAUCAGUAUCCAACACCCAAUCUUUAGUAUUAAGCACUAAUAUCUCUACAGCUACUGUGCUACCCCAAGUUCAAAAGAUUGGGAGUCCAGCAGUUGCUCCCCAAGUGUUAACAACAUUCUCUAGGCCGCCAAAUAACAACUCUACGUCAUCCAUGAAUAAUCAAAGUUUUCAUAAUAAACCAAUUGGCCGAGUAGCACCUUUAAAUGUUCACCCCCCAGUUAGCACAACAAGCUCUGCUCCUGUAAAUCAAAACCAUGUACAAAAUGCUAAAGGUCCUGUUGUUCACUCCUUAUCAAAGACUUUACCCAAAUUAGAUGUACCGUCAAGCAAUAUAUCUGAGAGACAGAAAUCCAUAUUUUAUAUUGAAUCAUUGGCUGCAAAAAGGGAAAAGGAACGCAAAGAUACUCUUAGGUUAUUAGCCAAGAUUAAUAAUAGACGAUGCACAGCUUGUCCAAUUUAUGGUGAUGAUCUAAUAGAGGCUGUUACAAUUGUAAAUAGUUUAAAACAUCCUCAAACUGGUUCAGCCUGGUUUGGAAAAGGAUAUGUAAAUUGUUUAAAUGCAAUAAAUGCUCAAAAUGACCCUAGUCUAUAUUGGGAUCAUACUUCUAUUUUAUCUAACAUAAUCAAAACUCCUGAUGAAAGACUAGAUGAUUUAAAAGAAAUUAUUAAUAGAUUUGUUUUUGUUGUACCUAAAGUAUCUUCCCCUUCUAUGAAAAUCCAUAUCUCACAUCCUUCUCCAUGGCGAUUGAAUGAAGAGAGAAUGAUUGAAGAGCGUUUAAUUAAUUAUGUAUCUCCAGCAAGUGCCUUUUUACAUCCUAUAGUUAGUAACAUGAAAACUCAAUUUCCAGAGCUCAGACUUAUUCAAUAUGAUUGCGGAAAAUUGCAAAGGUUAGCCGGAUUGUUAUGGGAGCUAAAAUCUGGCCACCACAGAGUUCUUAUAUUUACCCAAAUGACAAGAAUGCUUGACAUUUUAGAACAAUUUUUAAAUUAUCAUGGUCAUACAUACCUUCGCUUAGAUGGAAACACUAAAGUGGAGCAAAGACAGGCCUUGAUGGAACGAUUCAAUGCAGACAAACGAAUUUUCUGCUUUAUCCUCUCUACUAGAUCUGGUGGCAUUGGUGUAAAUUUAACUGGUGCUGAUACUGUGAUAUUUUAUGAUAGUGAUUGGAAUCCAACAAUGGAUGCACAAGCUCAGGAUCGAUGCCACAGAAUUGGACAGACGAGGGACGUCCAUAUUUAUAGAUUAAUUAGUGAAAGAACAAUCGAAGAAAAUAUUUUGAGGAAAGCUAAUCAAAAGAGAGUGUUGGGGGAUCUUGCCAUUGAAGGUGGAAACUUUAACACAGCUUUUUUCAAAAAGAAUACUAUUCAUGAGCUUUUUGGUAUCAGUAUGUCAGAGGAGGUGGAUAAAUCUCUCUCAGUAGUGAAAAAAGUAGAAGAAAAUGUUGCUGAGUCAUCUCCUGAAGAAUUCUCACAGACUCAAUUAGAACAGGCUCUUGGAUUGGCCGAAGAUGAAUCGGAUAAAAAGGCUGCACAAACUGCUUGUGCUGAAGCGGUGGCUGAAUUAGCUGAAUUUGAUGAAUCCAUUCCAUUAGAUAAUGAAGGUAGAGAAAUUGAUGAUAAAUCUCCUGCAGAGGAAGAGCUUGAUAAACUUAUGAAACAGCUUACUCCAGUUGAAAAAUAUGCUGUGCAAUUUUUGGAAUCUUUACAAGAACCUGUAGGCUUGGAACAGCUGAAAUUAGCAGAGGAAGAAAUCGAAGCUCAGAAGAAGGAUUGGGAAUUGGGUCAUCUAAAAGCUUUGAAAGAAGAAGAGGAAAGGAGAUUCGGUGAUGAUGACUCGCCUUUGUUUUACAGUCGAGAAGCUGCUAACCAGGUAUAUUUUUCUGUCAAUGGUCAAGAAGAAAUGCCGUUGUGGGCUCCACCUACACCACCAACAAAUGAAAAUGAUCUUUACAUUGACUAUAGUGUUGCCUUUUGGUAUGAACCAUCAAUUAUGCAUGAAGCAAGAUUACCACCUGUUUUUAUCAAAAAGGAAGCAAAAAGGCAGAAAAUUGAUCCUGUUAUUUCUGCUGUCACCACAACUCGCAAGCAAAAAGUUAGAAAGGAUGACAUGGUUAACAUACCAAGAUCUUUAUUCGAUCGUCCCUCUGCAGCUAUUUUGAAACUGCGGCGAGAAGUCAAGUUACAAAAAGUGAAAGGUUUAAUGGUCGGAACAAGUGGCAUACCAAAACCUUUGGCAUCCUUCCCUGGUCUAAAACCACCUCCAAUUGUUGUAAACAAACCUACUCUAGAAGUUCAUAUUGAUAAACCUGAUUGGCUGGUCCAAGAAGAUUGGGCCAUUUUACAGGUUAUUCAGGACAUACAGAGUAUUCCUUUAAAUUUGACUAUUCUAUUACCUGGACACUUACCUAACUGGGACAUGGCAGGUGAGGCUGUGCAUGCAGUUUGUCAGAAUUUCCGUUCUGCAAAGUCAUGUAAGAUAAGAUACGAGAAUGUAGUGAUUCCGAGAGAAGAAGGGAAAAUAUUGUACGAUACCAAUCCAAAGAAGCAGAAAAAGACUAAAGGAAUUUACAAGAAAUCUGUUGAUGUUUUUCAGACAAAGAACAACAGACCUAUGAAAACUAGUCAACUUUAUAUUCAAGACAACAAUGGCACAUUUUCAAAGAUAAUCAAUGACCGAUUCAAGCUCCUUGCAGAAACAAUUGUUAAGCGUAAGACUGUUGAAAGACCAUCGUUUUCUCUUGCACCUAAAAACCCAAAACCACCGGAAAACCCAGCCAUUAAUUUUGAUGUUCCUUUAAGUCCUAAGAAGAUUGCUUGCAAUAGAGCUGAACGUAUUGCACGAGAUAAGCAGAAAAAUAUGGCUCCCACACAGGUUGUAGCUACUCAAGCAGUUUCAGCUCCAACUCAAGUGCAGGCUACGGUUCAAGCUAUGGAGCAACAAAUUGCUGCUCAGCGACAAGUGACUCAGCAAGCUACAGUUACUGUUGCAGGAACAACAAAUAUCAUUCCUCAUCAGGCUCAGGCUGUUAUAGCUAGUCUAGCUCAAGCACAGCAACUUCAGCAAGUACAGUUAAACAAAGCAAACAUCCAACAAGGCACUGUAACAUCUGUUUCUCUUCCAAAGUCCUUAACUAGUGGAAUAAUGGUGAACGCAGCUGCUGGAUCGACGACUGCAGGUACAUUAGCUACACUCACCAAAGCUUUGGGUCAAGCAGGGGUUACUUCAUUAACUUCACAAGGUGCAGCACAGAAUGCUGCAAUUGCUGCUGCCCUUUCAAAUGCUAAUCUUCGCAAUCAGCGUGCUGUUGUGACAGCUACAGGAGCAACCACUACAAUGACAGUUCAAGAAAUGGUAGCUGCAGCUCAGGUUCGUGGUUUGACUACUGCAGCUGGUGUAACUUCUACAGCACCAGCAGUAGUUUCUGUAGCAAAUCUGACUGCUGUACAGUUGGCUUCUCAACGUUUGACUGGCACCACCUUGUCGCCUGCUACAACAAUAGCCUCAGUGAGUCAGCUGAACACUCAAGCUGCUGCAACCCAAAGAAAUAUCUCACAACUAAGUCAGUUGCAAGCAUUAAGACAAAGUGCCUUAAUCAGACAAAGGGAACAGCAAACUAUAAAGCAACAGCAACAACAGUUAAAGAGGUUGCAAACAGUCCAACAACAACAGGCAUCCCAGCCUGCUACCAAAGUAGCUAUCGGCACUGCUGGUACUCUGACAGUUGCAGCAGCAGCUCAGCAACGUAUCACCCAGCAAGUCACCAUGAAACAAUCUGUGGGGCGGGCUGUGACUGAAGCCGAGAUGGCUCAACUUGUGAAGCGGCAGCAAUUGCAGCAGCAAAAGCAGGCUCAGUUGACUACGGCUCAGAUAUUAGCACAAGCUCAACUACAGCAAGUCCAGCCACAGCAAGUUUCUAUUACUGGUGGAACUGCUACUUUGGUGAAAACAGUUUCUGCUCCUCUGAGUGGAGCCUCUUCUUUAGCCAUACCUGUUUCAGCUGUGACAAUGGGUGGAGUUAACAUUAAUGUUAGCGUACCUCAGGGUAAGGCUGGAACAAUUCAAACUAAAGGAGGGACUACAUUAACUACCCAGCAAAUUAGACACUUUCAAAUGCAACAACUUUUACAAGCUAGGAAAGGAAAUAAAUUGACAACUAAUUUGACUCAACUAGCUACAAAGGUUCCUGCUAAAGGAACUGCUGUAUCUGCAUCAUCACUCUCAGCUGCUAUGAACGCUGUUCAAAUUGUUCAGCAUAACCCACAAGUUGGAACUACCCAACAAGUUAAAGGUAUUCCAGCUACUAUGACUGUUCAACAAAUUCAACAGGCGAUGAAGCAAGCAAUACCACAAAACUUGCCUGUAGUCGUUACUGCAACCCCCAGUUUACCAGGGAUACAACAGCAACAUACUUCUGCAACCCUUCGUGGAGAGCCAGGAGUUGUUGGAUCAGUAAAAGCUCAAACUACGACAUUGCCAUCUACAACUCUGACAACGAGCGGUGUUUUGAAAGGUGCCCCCGCCGUUGUUGUAGGACAACAGCAAACAGCUGCCAUUCUUCAACAGGUUGCUGCGUCUUCUUCUGGCAUCACACCUCAAGCUGUUACUCUGGCAGUUCGUACUGCCGCUCAAACUCCUGGGCAACAAGUACAGAUACAAGUUCAACAAACACCCCAUUCGUCAUUAGUCACUCCUCAAUCUCAAGUUGUCUCAGCUGCAUUGCAGACAUCCCAAGCCAGAAUGCAGCAACUUUCUCAAGGGGCUUCUAUAAAUAUUGCUCAACCAGUUGCUGUUCAAAACGCUGGCCAGGCAUCCAGCAUCCUCACCUCGACGGGUACUCUCAUGCAGCAAGUACCUGCGGAUUCAACUCUGCAAUCUUCAACGCAUGUUGUCAUGCACAAUGUGGUCACCUCUAGUUCAACUCCAAUCCUAUCAAUACCUGCCACACUGGCCAAUCCUCCUCCUGUAACUACCCAGACUCCUGCUCAGGUUGUCCAAGCUGCCAUUCAGGCUGCACGACAGCAGCAGCAACAACAACAGGCUGCGCAAAAAGCAUCACCCUAUACCAUGAGGUUGAGAAAUCCACCAAAAUAAAGAUGUUUGCUGUCUAGGAUAGUACAAAAUUGGCAAUAGCUUGUGAGAUUUGAUGUAUAUUGUGAGAGUGACAGCUGUGUGUAGAACGUGAAAUUAAAUGGCUGUGAUUGAAAUCAUCUCUAUUCUAUUUAUAAUCCUCAAACUUUUGUCUUCAUCUGUAUGCCGAAUGCAUAACAUAUAAUUUCAUUUGAUAUCCAAUAAUUAUUGUGGUCUCAUUGCAAGUAAUUUAAUAUUUUACUUCAGAUAGCUCUUGAAUUACUCCAGUAUUCACUACUAUUUGUUAAAUUUAUGAAACAGGUCUUGGAAAAAUAAGUCACGUGUAUUAUUGCAAAAAAAUAUCAUUAAAUGCUAUUGGAUGUUUCCUUGUGUAAAAAUUCAUUGAAUGAAAGUGUAUAAAAUGUAAUGUUUUUCCUAAAUUUCAUAUGAGUGCAGUUUUGUUAUCAGACAUAUUGUUAGAUUGUAAAUACAUGUAAUUGUCUUUUUUGUUAAAAUUUCUUGCCAAUUUUUUUCCACUCACUCAUCAUGCUAUUUCUUUAUGUAUAAAAUUGCUUUGACAACAUUAUUUCAUCAAUUAACAUUUCUCAUGUGUACAGUUCUAAAAUGGAAAAAAAAAUAAAAGAAUUCUUGUUA
Parasteatoda tepidariorum (common house spider) is the source of this 10446-nucleotide messenger RNA. RefSeq names its product domino helicase (gene dom). Lineage: Eukaryota; Metazoa; Arthropoda; Arachnida; Araneae; Theridiidae. The record is from RefSeq and is a predicted model, not a curated record. Gene Ontology annotation, cellular component: Swr1 complex. Gene Ontology annotation, molecular function: ATP hydrolysis activity; ATP binding; histone binding. Gene Ontology annotation, biological process: chromatin remodeling.